CCUGAAAAGCCUCAGGCCGGUUCCUCAUGACAUCACAUGGUUGCAGAAUGACUUGUUCAGCAUUCGUCUGUGAGGCAAGACUUCCUAAAGUCAGAGCGCGCUCACUGCUCUGUUCAUGCUGAGACGGAUAAAGGCUUCAGCUUCUUGUGCCUAUUUUUUGAAAGGAAACUGCAGCCAGUUUGGAGUUAUCUCAUCAUCUGAUGUUGCUUCCUGCCUCCGUCGUCAUGGCGACUGCGAGGGCCCCAGAGGACUGGAUGCGGGGCCAGUGAGGAGGAUUCCACUCCUGAGUGUUAAAGAGGUGUUUACCACACACGGCAUCCUGUAGAAGAAUCCCGGCUAUGGAGGAGGAGGAGGAGGGGAGGGUGAACGGAUUUGGACUGAGCCCAGCGAGGAGGAGAACCGAGUGGGGUCGCAUCACUCUGCUGGACAAGACCAAGGAGUUCUUCCAGACCUGUGAUGUGGAGGGGAAGGGCUUCAUCACCCGCACUGAUAUGAGGCGGCUCCACAGAGAGCUGCCUCUGUCUGCAGAGGAGCUGGAGGAUGUGUUUGACUCUCUGGACACAGACCGCAACAGUUACCUCACACUGGAGGCAUUCUCCUCUGGAUUCAGUCAGUUCCUGCAUGGACGGAGAAUCUCUGUGACUGACGACCAAAAUCAGGGCCAGGUGGGCCCCGUCUUUAGGGCGAAGGAAGCCCUUUACCAGAGCCAAUGGGAAGCCAAGCUGUCAGGAGUUGAAGAUGACGAGGAGCGGCACUUUUGCAUGCUGCUGGAGAGCCUGGGAGCCAGUAAUGUGUUUGAGGAUCCGGGUGAGGUUCGCAGCCUCUGGGCCCAGCUCAGGCGAGACGAGCCUCACCUCUUGUGUAAUUUUGAGGAGUUUCUGGCCAGAGUGACCCACCAAAUCAAAGAAGCCCACCAGGAAAAGAAGGAGAUGGAGAGCGCCCUCCAGAGGAAGGCUGCAACACAUGACAGCGAGAUCCGACAUUUGUACGAAGAAAUGGAGGCACAGAUCAAAAAUGAGAAAGACCGACUGCUCCUGAAGGACUCUGAGCGCCUUCAGCUGCGCAGCCAGGACCUGGAACACCAGCUGGUUUCAAAGGAGAAAGAGCUGGAAAAGCUUUUCCAGAAACAGAAACGGUUAGAGCUCCAGUGCCACGAGCUGAGCAGCGAGAAGCAGGAGAGCCACGUUGAGAACGUCAAGCUGAAAAUGACCAACGACGAGCUGUCCAGGGCGCUGGAGAGCACCAGUCAGGAGCUGGCGCUGGCUCAGGAGCAGCUGGCCAUGCUGCAGGAGCAGGCCGCCCGGCUGCACCAGGAGAAAGAGAUGGAAAUGUACAGAGUAACUGAGGGGCUGCAGAGGGAGAAGCAGAGUCUAAUGAAGCAGCUCGACCUCCUCAGAGAGAUGAACAAACAUUUAAAGGAUGAGCGAGACAUAUGCUGCGGUGUUCCUCGAACCUCACUCAGAAAGAAGCAGAAGCAGAGAGCAGGCCUUGCCAACAUAUUUGAUGACGCCAGCCAACCGGCAAAAAGAGCCCCACUGUUGGUGGAUGGGUCCUACCAGUCUCUGGAGGCCUUGCCUAUAGAGCACCUUCAAAUCGUGUUUGUUGCUUCCUCCUCCUGCAGUGAAGAUGACACCAGCACCACCACUAUCCCUCCAUCCUCCAACACGACUACCAGCCCCGCUGCAUGCCAACAGCGCCCCUCGGUGAAGAAGAACUCCGGUUUAGCUAACGGUUAUGCUCAACCCAGAAUGCACGAUGUGAAGGCGAAGUCCAAAGAGGCGUCCGGCAAAAUGGCCGCCACCAAAAGGGUGAUGGGUAAAGAGAGAGAGAGGUCAAGAAAAGUGGAAAUUGAGAAGAAAGCAGGGGUAGAAGAGGAGGUGUUGGACGCCCCGCCAGAUGGGUGGCCUCUCCGGCGAGUCAUCUCCAUCGAGGAGGACCACCUGCCCCACCUGCUCCAAGGUGGAACCCAACUCUUGCUCCACCAGCUCAGUGAGGAGGAGGACGAUGAGGAAGAAGAGGAAGAAGUGCAGAGUGACAUUGAAUCUGGUGUCGUGGCCACAGAUCUUUCUGCUACACCUCCUUCCAGUCAGAUCCCAGCGUCAAAAGAAGCUUCUCCUGCGAGGAAAUCCUGCUUUACAGGAACAAAGAAGACACCGGCGUUUCCAAGAGGACAACCUGUCGGGAAGGAGGCCCAGCAAAAGGCCAAAGAAGGAGCUCUGUUUGCCCCAGAUCGCCUCUUUAAGGUGGUGCUGGUUGGAAACUCCAGCGUAGGAAAGACGUCCCUGCUGCGCUCCUUCUGUGAGGGCCGUUUCCACCCUUCCACUACUGCCACUGUGGGUAUUGACUACAGUGUGAAAACCCUAACCCUGGACAACAUGCAGGUAGCCAUGCAGCUUUGGGACACUGCAGGUCAAGAGAGGUACCGCAGCAUUACCAAGCAGUUCUUUCGUAAGGCAGACGGUGUGGUGGUGAUGUACGACGUCACGGUGGAGGAAAGCUUCAAGGCCGUGCAACCGUGGCUCACCAAUGUCCAGGAAGCAGCAGGUGAAGGAAUCCCUAUUCUCCUGCUGGGCAACAAAAUGGACAUGGGUGGAGACAGGGAGGUGUCAUUUAAAGAUGCCGAGCAGCUGGCUUAUGACAACAAGGUGAUGUUCUUUGAGGUCAGCGCCUACACAGGCAAGAAUGUGACGCAGUCGCUGACACACCUGGCCAGAGUGCUAAUGGAGCAGGAGGACAGAGUUCGAGACACAACAGUCAUCCUCAGUGCUCAGCCUGUAAAGAAAAAAGCCUGCUGCAAGUGAGCACACCCAGAAAAAACAGCUAAGAUCCACCUAUAUACUCAAUUUACUGAGUUCUGUCCAUUUUGGGCAGUGGACAUUUACAGUUUUUGUGGUGACCUGAUGGCGGAAUGGUUGGGGCCAGUACUACAUGGGUGCUAAUGCCCUCAACGAUGACUCCUUGAUUUGAAUCCUUGCCAUCCAGAUUAUUCGCUGCAUCUUCCCCCUGCUAUCUUCCCUCGAUUUUUUUUUUUUUCUCCCCCCCCAGUCGUUCUCUACCGUCUUUGCCAAUACAUGCACAAAAAUGUCCAAAACAAGCACUUCGGGAACAAAAAUUGCAUUUGGGCUGAUGUAAAAGCCUCAUUUUGAAUGUGUGCCUUGUAACAAGCAGUCCUAUGCUGAAGUCAGCAUGGAGGUCUGUAUUGCCUACGUGAACAAACUGCUGUCAGGCUUAAGUAAUGAAGCUCAGAGGAGCCUGCCUGCAGUAAAACCUAAGAGCUGCAUCUUUCCCUGUAUAUAAUGCUGUGUUUCCAAAUCGCAGUACUAUACUACUGUCUAUAAGAUUAAAGAUAUUCUGCAUUGUAAUUAGUUCAGUUAAAAAACCUUCACUUGAGAGAAGAAUCAUCAAAGUACUGUAGCUUUUCCACAACUGAAUGUUAGACUGCAAAUCUUAACUCCUCUGCAGUUCUCUGGGGUGGAUUACUGUUUGUUACGUCGCAAAAAUAGUAGUAGUUUCAAAUGAAAAUCAUUGAAAAUGAAAACUCUGACUUGAUUCUUUGACAUUUUAUUCAUCUUCACGUUCAACUUUUUUUUUUAUAUUCUUUGAUCAUCUCAUCUCCAAUACACGCGUUACAUGACAUAUUGCAUCUGUGUUUGUUACUGUUCUGAGGCAUUGUUCUGUUUUUGUUCUGGCACCAGUUGUUCUGAGUCAUCAUCACUUAAAAGAAAUAAAUUACAUUUCACAUC
This is a messenger RNA of Acanthochromis polyacanthus (spiny chromis), 3743 nucleotides long. RefSeq names its product calcium release activated channel regulator 2Ab (gene cracr2ab). The transcript has 18 exons. The record is from RefSeq and is a predicted model, not a curated record. Gene Ontology annotation, molecular function: GTP binding; GTPase activity; calcium ion binding. Bases 339 to 2801 code for a protein of 820 amino acids. NCBI's taxonomy places the organism in Eukaryota, Metazoa, Chordata, Actinopteri, Pomacentridae.